Molecule: messenger RNA, 2250 nt
Organism: Cynoglossus semilaevis (tongue sole)
Lineage: Eukaryota; Metazoa; Chordata; Actinopteri; Pleuronectiformes; Cynoglossidae
Gene: nxn
Product: nucleoredoxin
Exons: 8
Coding region: 250-1506 (418 amino acids)
Biological process (GO): negative regulation of Wnt signaling pathway; negative regulation of protein ubiquitination
Cellular component (GO): nucleus
Molecular function (GO): thioredoxin-disulfide reductase (NADPH) activity
Source: RefSeq, a predicted model, not a curated record
CCGCACCCACACAGGCACGUACACACACAGGCACGACAGAGCAGCAGCAGCUGGAGAGAGUGUCAGUGUGUGUCAGUGUGUUUGUGAGUGUGAGUGAAAAUCUCUCCGUCGUUGGAGGUGGAAGAGGUGGAGGAAGUGUCUCCGCGGCGGGUCCUCGCGCACGUCCAGAUCCAGGAUUCAAACCCCUCCGCCCGGCCUCUUUUUCUUCUUUUUUUUCCUACGGAAGUGUCUCCGUCGCCGGGCUUCGUCAUGUCUGAGUUCCUGGAGGGUCUGCUCGGGGAGCGGCUCGUCAACAGUGAGAAAGCCGAGGUGGACGUUAGCUCCCUGGGCUCCAGAGUGUCGCUGCUCGGGCUCUUUUUCGGCUGCAGCCUGAACGCACCAUGUCAGCAGUUCAACGGUAGCCUGUGUGAGUUCUACAGCCGCUUCAAGAAGAGCUCCGAGCACCGGGAGCAGCUGGAGGUGGUCUUCAUCUCCUCCGACCAGGAGCAGAAACACUGGCAGGACUUCCUGCAGCAGAUGCCGUGGCCUGCGCUGCCUUUCAAAGAGAGACACAAGAAGAUGAAACUGUGGAACAAGUAUAAGAUCACCAGUAUUCCAUCCCUGGUGUUUGUGGACGCAGCGUCUGGAAAGGUGGUCUGUCGGAACGGUCUGCUGGUAGUCAGAGAUGACCCCAAAGGUCUGGAGUUUCCAUGGGGGCCGAAGCCGUUUGCAGAGGUGGUGACUGGGCCCCUGCUCAGGAACAACAGACAGACCACAGACAGCAGCUCCCUGGAGGGACACUACGUGGGGGUGUACUUCUCAGCUCACUGGUGUCCUCCGUGUCGCAGUUUGACCAGGGUCUUGGUGGAAUCAUAUCGAACUGUGAAAGAGUCGGGACAGAAAUUUGAGAUUGUAUUUGUCAGCGCUGACAGGUCGGAGGACUCUUUUAAACAGUACUUCAGUGAGAUGCCGUGGUUGGCUGUUCCAUAUUCAGAUGAAGCCCGCAGAUCACGACUCAACAGACUCUACGGAAUACAAGGCAUCCCCACACUGAUCCUCUUGGACACGGAGGGUCAUGUGAUCACGCGGCAGGGCCGGGUUGAGGUUCUGAACGACCCGGAGUGUCACCACUUUCCCUGGCAUCCCCGACCAGUUAUGGAGCUCAGCGAGUCCAACGCUGUGCAGCUGCACGAGGGGCCCUGUCUCGUCCUGUUUGUGGAUGCUGAGGAGGAGGGAGAACUGGAACCAGCCAAGGAGCUGAUUCGACCAAUUGCAGAAAAGCUCUUGGCAAAAUACAAAGCCAAAGAGGAGGAGACGCCGCUGCUCUUCUUUGUGGCUGGAGAGGAUGACAUGAGCGACUCUCUGAGAGAUUACACCAACCUGCCAGAGGCAGCGCCACUGCUCACCAUUCUGGACAUGUCGGCUCGUGCCAAGUACGUGCGCGAUGUGGAGGAGAUCACGCCGGCCGUGGUGGAGCAGUUUGUUGGUGACUUCCUAGGUGAGAAGCUCAAACCAGAGCCCAUCUGACCUGGACACCUCCCCACCCCCAGCUCUCCAAAAGAAAAUGAAAGAAAAAAAAGACUUGCCAAUAUUCUGGGAUUCGCUGUCAUUGCACCCUGUAGCUCCGCCCUCUGUGAGCAGCCAAUCAGAGGGGUCCCUUACCUUUACUGACUUCUUUUUUUACACCCCACCCCUCUCUCUCUGGUGCCUUGCAUUGACUUUAGUCCCUACAGUAAUAUAUAAAUGAAGAGUUUCUUUCUGGCCUCGAGAAAUGUAUUUGUAUUUUUUUCACACAGUAGUAUUUCUAAAGAUAAGUAGAAAAACAGAAUUUAGAGAAUUUACCAAACGGACCUGCUAGUCAACACGUCAUUCACCAUUUCAUUCACCCUGUUGUUCACCAUGUGCUUCACCCCGUCGUUCACCUUGUCAUUCACCACAUCAUUCACGUUUAAGUAAGAGGAUUCGAAAACACAUGGUUUCCUGUCACAUGAUAGUGGCGUUGUUUGACCUCUUCUCCAGUCAGCUGUUUCUGGAUUGGGUUUGUUCCUCGUCGAGCGUCACCGUGAGGAUUUCCAGGCACCGUCCUUUGAUCAAAAGGUCAUGUUUUACCUGAGGACACGCUCAUAUUGUGUGACAACGGGAAAAUAUGUUGAAUGUAAAAAAAUUCCUUUUAUUCACUUCUGUCUGACACAUUUACUGAAAAAAGGAAAAUCACUAAAGUUCUACUCCUGUCACUCUGUCAAUAAAGUUUGUGCUUGGAUGUUUAGAAGA